AUUAUUUUAUAUUUAUAUAUAUAUCAGUGCUGGUUUCACGAUAUUAUUUUUGUUUAUUAUAAUAAAAAAUGCAACGUCGUCAUCCAUCAUCUCAUUUAUCAUCAACGCCUUAUACACGAAAACGAACACAUUUAAAACCAAGUCAAGUUGCUGUCCUUCAAGAAUCAUUUGUUACUAAUGCUUUACCUGAUGCUGCUAUGCGUAGUAAUCUCGCCCGGGAACUGGAAGUCAGUGAACGUACUAUUCAAAUUUGGUUUCAAAAUCGACGGGCUAAAGCUCGUAAAUCAGAAGCUUAUUCUAUUGGACAUGGUAUGUCUUCUUUAGUACCAAAUGUUCGUACUGGUUGGAUCGAACCUCCUCCAAGAUCUCCUUCAAAAUAUCAACCUACUUUUCGUUCUUUGAUUACUCCUCAACGUUAUGAAGAAACAACAAAUUAUAAUACUCGAACUCGAUCAUCAAGUUCAAGACCUGAAAAACAAUUUGAUCUUAUCGCUUGUCCACCUACAAGAGCCAUGUCCGAAGGAACUGAUCGUCAAGUACUUCAACUCUCUCUUCCUGUAAAUGCAUUACGUAUUGGUAGUUGGGCUAGAUUCAUGUCCUUAACAUUACAAAAUGAAUGGGAUCUUGUAUGUUAUUGUCAUCCUUUGGAACGUAUGAUGGUAUGGCAAGUAGAAGAUGGUGGACAUAAAUUUCGUAUUGAACUGGACUUUGAUCAAAUCAUUCAAAUUCGACUUGGACAAAUGACAACAAUCGACAACAAUAAUAAUAAUUCAAUGAUGGGACAAUUGGAAGUGGAUGUACAUCAAGUUCGUUUUGGUAUGUGUCGCUCUACAGAAAAUGUUUGGGUACAAUGUGGUGAUUUUUCUGAAAACAAACAAGCUAGUGUUGAAACGAUGCAUAUCCUGCAAGGCAACUACGAUGCAUUGAAGCAUGCUUUACUGGAUAUUACGGCUAUGGUAUCGGAAUUGUCUCCCAAAUUGGUAUUACCUCCUUCUUCCUUGGCUACUCUUGGUGAUCCUUUAUCCUUGUCUCCUUCUGCAACACCUGAACCUUCUUCAUCUUCUUGUUCUUCCAACCAGAUUCUUGUUUUAGAUCAUCCUUCUCUACCAAUCUCUUCUUCAACUAUGACUGAUUUUGGUUCUUGUAUGGCUGGUACUUUCAAGAAAAACACAAUGACCUCUCCUGCUACUCAACAGCUUCUGACUACUUCUCCUUCUUCUUCAACUACUUCAUCAUCUUCUUCAUCAUCGUCAUCUUCUUCAUCAGCUUCUUCUCGUGCUUCUUCUUUUGGCGUUUCUACUUUUCAAGGUUUCAUGCAUCCUUCUUCCCCUUCUACUCUAAAUCAAUGGUUAUUGGAUCCAAAAUUAUCUUCUUUAUAUCUCCCACCUGAUUCUUCUCCUGGUUCCUUCCAACGUCAUCCACCUCCUCCACCUUUUGAACAAAUGCAACAAUACUAUAUGCAAAUGUUACAGCAACAACAGCAACAACAACAACAACAACAACAACAGCAGCAGCAGCAGCAACAGCAACAGCAGCAGCAACAGCAACAGCAACAGCAACAGCAAGCUACAUUUAUGUGA
This is a messenger RNA of Halteromyces radiatus, 1580 nucleotides long. RefSeq lists its product as uncharacterized. NCBI's taxonomy places the organism in Eukaryota, Fungi, Mucoromycota, Mucoromycetes, Mucorales, Cunninghamellaceae. The transcript is spliced from 2 exons. Gene Ontology annotation, biological process: animal organ morphogenesis; anterior/posterior axis specification; embryo development. The coding region runs from base 69 to 1580 and encodes 503 amino acids. The record is from RefSeq and is a predicted model, not a curated record. Gene Ontology annotation, molecular function: DNA-binding transcription factor activity, RNA polymerase II-specific; RNA polymerase II transcription regulatory region sequence-specific DNA binding. Gene Ontology annotation, cellular component: nucleus.